Messenger RNA from Tribolium castaneum (red flour beetle), 3404 nucleotides. RefSeq names its product Chitinase 7 (gene Cht7). Gene Ontology annotation, cellular component: extracellular region. The record is from RefSeq and is marked provisional. Gene Ontology annotation, biological process: carbohydrate metabolic process; chitin catabolic process. Gene Ontology annotation, molecular function: chitinase activity; chitin binding. Lineage: Eukaryota; Metazoa; Arthropoda; Insecta; Coleoptera; Tenebrionidae.
AGAGUGGCAGUUAAGCUGAAGACGUCGAUUUCGAAUUGUAGCGCGCAUUGUGAAGAGUUACAUGAGUGCCAGUGGAGUGCCCCGUUUGUACAGUGACAGUGAUUUUGAACUGGUGUGAAGUUUUUUCAAGUGAAAAAUGAUACCGCGACCCCGUUGCAAAUUACGAACCGUCCUCAUCGUCACCCUCUUAGUCGUCCUCCUAGUCCACAUCUCCUCAUCAGAACGAGUCACACGCCGCCGCCUUCGACGGCCCCUCAAAACCACACAAAGCGUUUCAGUAACCAAAGACCAAGACGUCUCCUCCAGUGUCAACCGUUUCCGGCUGAGGUCCCGGCCAGGCCACCGCAAAACAGACAAUUCCCUCUCAGCCACGAGCAAGAAGGACAAAGAUGGGUACAAAGUGGUGUGCUAUUACACUAACUGGUCGCAGUACAGAGUCAAGAUCGGGAAAUUCACCCCGGAGGACAUCAUCCCGGAUUUGUGCACGCACAUCAUCUUCGCCUUCGGCUGGCUGAAGAAAGGCAAACUGUCUUCGUUCGAGAGCAACGACGAGACCAAAGACGGGAAAGUGGGGUUGUACGAAAGGAUCCAGAAGCUGAAGAAGGCCAACCCCAGUUUGAAAACCUUGUUGGCUAUCGGGGGUUGGUCGUUCGGAACGCAGAAAUUCAAGGACAUGGCGUCCACCAGGUACGCCAGACAGACGUUCAUCUUCAGCGCCAUCCCCUUCCUGCGGGACCGCGGAUUCGACGGGCUGGACAUCGACUGGGAGUACCCCAAGGGGUCGGAGGACAAGAAGAAUUACGUCCUGCUGUUGAAAGAAUUGCGCGAAGCCUUCGAAGCCGAAGCCCAGGAAAUCAAAAAGCCGGCUCUCCUUCUCUCGGCUGCCGUCCCUGUAGGUCCCGAUAACAUCAAAGCUGGGUAUGACGUCCCGGCUGUGUCUUCCUACCUGGACUUCAUCAACUUGAUGGCUUACGAUUUCCAUGGUAAAUGGGAACGGGAGACGGGGCAUAAUGCCCCCCUCUACUCCCCGAGCAGCGAUAGCCAGUACCAGAAGCAACUAAACGUGGAACAUGCCGCAAACCUUUGGGUGAAACUAGGGACUCCUAAGGAGAAACUGGUCAUUGGGAUGCCCACCUACGGGCGCACGUUCACCCUUUCGAACACUGCCAAGUUCGGGGUGCACGCCCCAGCGAGUGGCGGCGGCAAAGAAGGCACCUAUACGAAGGAGUCCGGGUUCUUGGCCUAUUACGAAGUGUGCGAGUUGCUUCAGAACGGGGCAACGUACAUUUGGGACGACGAGAUGAAGGUGCCUUACGCGGUCAAUGGAGACCAGUGGAUUGGGUUUGAUGACGAAAAAUCGAUCAGGAACAAAAUGAAGUGGAUCAAGGAUAAUGGGUUUGCGGGCGCUAUGGUGUGGACCAUCGACAUGGACGACUUCUCCGGGACGGUCUGCGGGGGCCAGGUCAAGUACCCCCUGAUCGGGGCCAUGCGGGAGGAGCUGCGCGGGAUCUCCCGCGGGAAGAACGCCAAAGACGUCGACUGGCAAAAAAUCGCCGGCGCUGUGGAGGAAGACGACGAAGACGCGAUCGAGAAACCGGCCCCGGUCAAGAUUUCGGUCCAGGAAGUGCUCAACAGAGUUAGGAAACCGACCAAGAAACUCCAUUUGAAAAAUUCACCAAUCAGCAAGAAAGUCCGUCCGCCACAAGUCCUCUGCUACAUCACCAGUUGGUCGCAGAAGCGCCCCGGCGCUGGCAAAUUCACACCAGAGGACAUAAAUCCGUCCCUUUGCACUCACAUUAUUUACGCUUUCGCCACUCUCAAAGACCACAAACUGGCCGAAGCCAGCGAUAAAGACCCGGAAAUGUACGACCGGGUUGUGGCCCUCCGGGAGAAAAACCCCGAUUUGAAGAUACUCUUGGCAAUCGGAGGAUGGGCGUUCGGCUCAACUCCGUUCAAAGAACUCACAAGUAACGUCUUCAGAAUGAACCAAUUCGUCUACGACGCUAUUGACUUCUUGCGCGAGUUCCAAUUCAACGGUUUGGACGUCGACUGGGAGUACCCUCGCGGGGCUGACGACCGAGCUGCGUACGUCAAUCUCUUGAAAGAGUUGAGAGUGGCGUUCGAAGGCGAGGCGAAGACGAGUGGACAACCUCGCCUUCUCCUAACAGCAGCGGUACCAGCGUCCUUUGAAGCAAUUGCCGCCGGGUAUGACGUACCCGAAAUUUCCAAGUACCUCGACUUUAUCAACGUCAUGACGUACGAUUUUCAUGGCCAAUGGGAACGAACUGUAGGACACAACUCACCUUUGUUCCCGCUUGAAAGUGCCACAAGUUACCAGAAAAAGCUCACAGUGGACUUCUCUGCCCGGGAAUGGGUCAAACAAGGGGCCCCUAAAGAAAAACUCAUGAUCGGUAUGCCCACCUACGGCCGUAGCUUCGAACUAGUGAACAAGACCCAGUUCGAUAUUGGGGCCCCAGCCAGUGGCGGUGGUACUCCUGGGAAAUACACCGCCGAGGCCGGUUUUAUGAGCUUCUACGAAAUUUGCGACUUUUUGCACGAAGACAACACAACCCUGGUAUGGGACAACGAACAGCAGGUCCCGUUCGCGUACCGAGGCAACCAAUGGGUGGGAUUCGACGACGAAAGGAGUUUGAAAACGAAGAUGGCCUGGCUGAAGGAGGAGGGCUUUGGGGGCAUAAUGAUCUGGUCGGUGGACAUGGACGACUUCCGCGGCUCCUGCGGCAGCGGCAAGUACCCCCUGAUCAAUGCCAUGCGGCAGGAGCUCGAAGGCUACAAAGUGAAACUGGAAUACGACGGCCCUUACGAAACGUCGAUCUCCUCAGGACAGUACACGACGAAAGAUCCAAAUGAGGUGACUUGCGAUGAGGAGGAAGGUCAUAUCAGUUAUCACCCCGAUAAGGCCGAUUGUCGGAUGUAUUACAUGUGUGAAGGUGAGAGGAAGCACCACAUGCCUUGUCCUUCGAAUCUAGUGUUCAAUCCGGACCAGAACGUCUGUGACUGGCCCGAGAACGUCGAAGGGUGCAUGCAACACACGGCUGCGCCUCCCACUAAGCGAUAAUACGUAACUUAAACUUUGUAAAUAAUUGGAAAUUUAGUCUUGUUUAGUAACACGGAAUUUGUUUGUUUUAAUAAUUUAAGUGAUUAUGUUACUGCCAUUGACUGAAAAAGAUUCUUUUGUGAAACUGCCAUAAGGAAAGACAGUUUUUUGCACUCGUAUUGGGGGAUCAAUUUUAAUAAAUUGUUUUAUCGAGUUAUUUAACUUUCUAUUUUAUAUAAUAAUUUAUAAAUUAUGCAUUGUAGAUGUAGCGAAAGAAUAUUUUUAUAUGGUAUACAUUUUGUAUAUUGUAACACUUGUAAAUACACAUAAAUAAAUUUUAAAAACU